CGAAGGCAGUGCGGUACAACCUGUAAAUAAUGUGGAAGCCAAGCCCUAAUCCCAAAAUCAGAAUCCAACACACGAACUAUUGCUACUCUAAUCGCCGAACCCUUUCUAUUUAUUUCUAAGAUUGCCUAUAUCCUCACCCAGGUGAAGGAAAUCUCCCUUUACCACUCUCUCUCUCUUUCUCUCUCUGAUCUCCGAUUCGUAUUUUGGCGAUUCGCUAAAAUCGGCUACUUGAUUCGCAUACACAGUGAAUUAGGGUUUUUUCUAGAGUGAGGAGAGACCAAGUACUACGAUGUCGCUGAGGCCGAGCGCGAGGACCGAGGUCCGCCGGAACCGUUACAAGGUCGCCGUUGACGCCGACGAGGGCCGGCGGCGGCGAGAGGACAACAUGGUUGAGAUCCGCAAGAGCAAGCGUGAAGAGAGCUUGCUCAAAAAGCGUCGAGAGGGCCUUUUGGCCAACCAAUUCCCUACCUCCACCACCAACAGCAUUCACACCUCCGCGGUCGAGAAAAAGUUGGAAAGUCUUCCUUCCAUGGUUGCUGGUGUUUGGUCAAAUGAUAGCAAUUUGCAGCUGGAGGCUACUACCCAAUUCCGAAAGUUGCUUUCAAUAGAAAGAAGCCCGCCAAUUGAAGAAGUUAUACAGUCUGGUGUUGUUCCACACUUUGUUGAGUUCCUUAUGAGGGAAGAUUUCCCACAACUUCAGUUUGAGGCUGCGUGGGCACUGACCAACAUUGCAUCUGGUACCUCUGAACAUACCAAGGUGGUAAUUGAUCAUGGUGCAGUCCCCAUUUUUGUCAAUCUUCUGUCUUCCCCAAGUGAUGAUGUUCGUGAGCAGGCUGUGUGGGCAUUGGGUAAUGUUGCUGGUGACUCCCCACGGUGUCGUGAUCUUGUGCUAAGUCAUGGAGCUUUGAUGCCUUUGCUGGCACAGUUGAAUGAGCGUGCCAAACUCUCAAUGCUGAGAAAUGCCACUUGGACAUUGUCAAACUUCUGCAGGGGCAAGCCACAGCCUCCAUUUGAACAGACAAGGCCUGCGCUUCCAGCCCUCCAGCAUCUUGUUCAUUCAACUGACGAGGAGGUACUGACAGAUGCAUGUUGGGCUCUGUCAUAUCUAUCUGACGGUACAAAUGACAAAAUUCAGGCUGUGAUUGAAGCUGGUGUCUGUCCACGACUUGUUGAGCUCCUCCUGCAUCCAUCUCCAUCUGUGCUAAUUCCGGCACUUCGCACUGUUGGCAAUAUUGUGACAGGAGAUGAUUUUCAGACUCAGUCUAUAAUUGACCAUGGUGCACUUCCAUGCUUGCUAAGUUUGUUAACCCAUAAUCAUAAGAAAAGCAUCAAGAAGGAAGCCUGCUGGACAAUCUCAAAUAUUACUGCUGGAAACCGUGAACAGAUACAGGCUGUAGUUGAGGCUGGCUUAAUUGGCCCUCUGGUCAAUCUGCUCCAAACUGCCGAGUUUGAUAUAAAAAAGGAGGCUGCUUGGGCAAUUUCAAAUGCUACUUCUGGUGGCACCCAUGAUCAAAUCAAAUACUUGGUCAAUCAAGGUUGCAUAAAACCACUGUGCGAUCUCCUUAUCUGCCCUGAUCCUCGGAUUAUAAUUGUCUGUUUGGAAGGGCUGGAAAACAUACUGAAGGUUGGGGAAGUUGAGAAGAACUUAGGGAGCACUGGAGAUGUAAACUACUAUGCUCAGUUGAUAGAUGAAGCUGAGGGUUUAGAAAAGAUAGAAAAUCUCCAGAGUCAUGAUAACAAUGAAAUUUAUGAGAAGGCGGUGAAGAUGCUUGAGACAUAUUGGUUGGAGGAGGAGGAGGAGGCUUUACCUUCAGGUGAUGGUUCUCAACCUGGGUUCAACUUCGGAGGAAAUAAUGUUCAAGUUCCAUCUGGUGGAUUCAACUUCACCUGAGGGCAUAUAAUGCGUAGGAAAGUAAAGUCGGGGAUUAUGCUUGUCCAUGCCAGUGGCAACAAGGCAUAUACAUGUUGGUGUCAGUUCAGGUCAGGAAAGUUGGUGUCCAGUUACAGUGAAGGUCAGCGUCCAAUGUCAUGAAGAGGUCCUAAGCUGGAGCGAUCAUGCUGCACGGGUCGAAAUAAAAAGAACUCUGCGGGUCACACAGUGGAAGAGAAUGUCCUGGUGGCAGUUUUGGUCUUUUGUCAUGUUUAAUGGAAUAUUUUGGUUAUUGGGUAUAGCCUUGGAGCAAUCUCUCUCUUGCUGCAGGAACAAAGUCUUUGAACACGAAAUGGAGUAUUUUUAUGGGUCUUGAGUCUUGUGUUAGUUUUGUCAUAUAGCGUAUUAUGUAUUUGUUUUAUUUUUCAUUGGGUGAAUAUAGUUUUCACUAGCAUUUUGAUUGCCUGCCUGGUAUAUUGAGAGAUAGGAGAGUGAACUAGAUUUUGGGGUCAUGUCUUUGAAAGAAAUUUGUGGUUAAAUACUUCAAACGUUUGCCUAUUUGGUAAUUAUGAUGCAUCUGUGCUUUUGCCUUCUA
Molecule: messenger RNA, 2465 nt
Organism: Diospyros lotus (date-plum)
Lineage: Eukaryota; Viridiplantae; Streptophyta; Magnoliopsida; Ericales; Ebenaceae
Product: importin subunit alpha-2-like
Exons: 11
Coding region: 290-1891 (533 amino acids)
Biological process (GO): NLS-bearing protein import into nucleus
Cellular component (GO): nucleus; cytoplasm
Molecular function (GO): nuclear import signal receptor activity; protein binding
Source: RefSeq, a predicted model, not a curated record